AUGAACGGCAUGUCGCGGUUCCUCAGCCGGCGCGACAAACACCAUGAAAAGCGCGCGUCCAAGCACGCCAAUACCAAAGUACGCCUAAGCUCUUUCGCUUCCGUCAACUCCCUCAGUCCUCUACUAUGUCCUGCCGUUGCUACAGCGCCGCAAGACUCUCCUAGCUGUCCACGGCGGCUGUCUGCAGGCAUCGAGACGCUGUAUCAUAAGCUCCCAUUUGUAUCGCGAACGUCGGUAGAGGAUAGUCUUCUAUUUCUACACCAAAAGCUAUCAUGUCGCGUUUCUUCCCUUACUCCCAGCGCCGAUCAAACCUCAACAUCGCAUUCUUCUGACUAUGUACUUGUGCAGUCUAAAUCCAACAACCCUUCGCCCGAUCUCUACAAAAUAUUCACAAACGAAGGCCCGAGGCCGCCAGCCAAUGUUGAAGCUGAGAAGAAGGUCAAGAUGCUCCUUUCACGCCUACAAGGCGUCGGCAUAACGAGCAUGGGCGAGGAACAGGCGGAACAUGCUCUCGCCUGGCAUCCCAACGACAUCGACAAAGCAUACGACCUCCUAGUGCUUGCCAAUGAGUCACUCGAAGGUGAACUAAAGGACUACAACCCAGAUGUAACCAUGUUGGGCGCCAUAAAUCGAAAUAUGGUGACAUGUUACCUCGACGCAUUAUUGUUUGCCAUGUUCGCCCGUCUCGACAGCUUUGAAGCCAUGUUGUAUGACAACUUCGAAGAUGAGCCAAGAAAGAAGCUGGCGGCUGUCUUGCGCCUAUGGGUCAACCUCCUGAGGAGUGGACAGCUCAUCAAGGUCGAUCUGACAAAGCACCUCCAAGAUUCCCUUGCCAAGUGCGGGUGGGAAGAUGCCGGACAGGUCCGCCAACAAGACGCUUCAGAAGCCUUUACUUUCAUCACCGGUGCGCUUGAGCUGCCUCUGCUCACACUCAAGAUGGACAUUUACCAUACUGGACGUGAAGACAAGGAAGAUGACCACAAGUUCGUCAACGAGCGCCUGCUCGAGGUCGCCAUUCCAGAACAAGAAGGCGACGAUGUUGUCACAUUGGAAGACUGCCUGGAAACCUACUUCAAUAACAGAAUUGAGGUCAAGCGCUACCUGCAACGGCAAAAUACGAUAGCUUCUGUCAAGUCCAAAGACGACGAAUUUGUAGACAAGGAUCCUGAGAAGAAUGAGACCAUCCAUAUUGAGACCAUGGAGAUGGAAGGCUCAAUGACUCCCAUCGUCUCGACGCCGAUGACUUUUGAGCCCACGACCCCAGUAACUCCAACACGGCCCAAUCUGGAGGGUCGCCGCCGUGCUGAUAGUAUCUUCAGCCAGCGAUACACACGCCAGUCCCAGGACACAAGCAAGUUUGACGAAAAGAAGCAUGUGCAAGACAUGCUAGACAACAGCUCUGGCGGCCGACCGCGAUCAGCUUCUCUGCUUAAGAAGGAGAUUCUAAUGCCAGCUUGGCAGUUCUUCAGUCUUAUACCCUGGUAUACCGACAAUGUGCCGAAGACAGAUGCUCAAGUUGCUGCACAUUUCUCAGUAAAGCGUCCGGUGCUCGGUAUAUGCCUGAAGAGAUACACGAUGACCCCAAAUGGCACUCCGAAACGCCUUGAUACUUAUAUUGAUAUUCCGCUUGACAUUGGCUUGCCUCACUUCAUCUCUGAUGACAGGAUGAAAGAAGAGGGUCCAUUGUUCGGCAAUUUCAAGCUAGUUCUCCAGUCUGUCGUAUGCCAUCGAGGUGUGUCAGUCGAUUCUGGGCAUUACAUUGCGCUUGUCCGCGCCAACGCUCGCGAACGCCCAGGCACCGCACAAUCAGAUUCUGAGCAAGAACAGGAGAAGUGGAUACGCUUUGAUGAUCUUUCACCUCAACGAGUGACUGAAGUCGAUAUCAAAACAGCCUUGCGAGAAGAAUCACCGUAUCUGCUCUUCUAUCAGGUACAGCCCAUUGACGAAGAACUCGCUUCCCGGGGAGAUCCUCCGACCUAUGCAGAGGCGCAGUCUGGUGUACCGUCGGUUGAUCCUUCACGGGAAACGUUAUCUUCCCUGAAUUCUACAGCAGCAACGGAUGCUGAAGCUGGUGCAAACAACGAAAAGGUCAACAUGGCAGAUGUACACACCGAGUCCAACUCGACAGACGAGCCGGCUAGUCGAACCAGCAUGUCCAGCAAUCGGCGUAGUAGCACCGCGAUAGAGGAUGGCGAAGGCAGCUUACGUGGCCGAACGGAACCGCCAACGCCAGAAGACCAGAAGGGCAGCUUUUUGUCCGUGUCCCGACGCGGCUCUCGGAUAUGGUUGUCUGGGAACAACAGAAGUCGACCAGGUAGUCCAAGCGGCGAGACCCGUUUGUCUCUUACUUUGUCGAGGCUAACGGGACGCGGUAGCAAGGACAAGCUGGUUACGACUGAAGCUACUACCAACGACGAGCCUACUAUUGUGAUUGACAGAGUGAAGAGCGAAGAGAAUGAUCAGCAAGACAAUUCUCCGACCAAAGACAAGAAAGAAUCCGGCCUUGGACGCAGCAAGAGCAAGAAGGAAAAGAAAGACAGACGGAGAAGUAAGAGUAGAGAUCCUGGGGCUUUCCUAGAGAAAGGCAAGCACAAGGAUAGACCGGAUCGCGAAUGCCUGGUGAUGUGA
Alternaria alternata is the source of this 2628-nucleotide messenger RNA. Its product is annotated as ubiquitin C-terminal hydrolase family protein. The transcript is spliced from 3 exons. NCBI's taxonomy places the organism in Eukaryota, Fungi, Ascomycota, Dothideomycetes, Pleosporales, Pleosporaceae. The record is from RefSeq and is a predicted model, not a curated record. The coding region runs from base 1 to 2628 and encodes 875 amino acids. Gene Ontology annotation, biological process: protein deubiquitination. Gene Ontology annotation, cellular component: cytosol; nucleus. Gene Ontology annotation, molecular function: cysteine-type endopeptidase activity; cysteine-type deubiquitinase activity.